AUGCCAUCGGAUAUGUGGCGAAUAGCACCGGUUUUAAUACUGUCAGCAGUACCAUUUGGAAACUAUAUAAUUUUUCCUCUUGCCUUUAUGAAACCUAAAAAAUUACUGUGCUCACAUUUCUGGUCAAUUCAACAAAAGGCACAGUUCUCAAUAGAAGAUCUAAAGGAAAGACUAAGAAAUAAUCGUCCUGUUUUAAGAGCACUGCAAGCUAAACUAGAUUAUGUACCAGAUAGCAGUGCUAAGGAGAAGUGGAGGAGAGUUCUAGCCUUGUUAGGUUCUGGUGUGCAUCCAUCACCAAAUGAAGUUUUGGCCUGUAAAGAAUUGUUCACUAAAGACCCAUACCAUUUAAACUAUCUAUCUUAUUCUCAUAUGGGAUACCUUCUUAAAAUGCUUGAGCAAUUGUCAGAGAAGGAGGAG
Molecule: messenger RNA, 417 nt
Organism: Iphiclides podalirius (scarce swallowtail)
Lineage: Eukaryota; Metazoa; Arthropoda; Insecta; Lepidoptera; Papilionidae
Source: the annotation of a GenBank genome assembly